Molecule: messenger RNA, 1462 nt
Organism: Didymella exigua CBS 183.55
Lineage: Eukaryota; Fungi; Ascomycota; Dothideomycetes; Pleosporales; Didymellaceae
Exons: 2
Coding region: 301-1233 (310 amino acids)
Source: RefSeq, a predicted model, not a curated record
CAGCGCCUCGCAGUGGCUGGAGCGCCGCAUUGCAUAACCAGAAGCCAUGAAUAUGAUUUGGAAGAGCAUAGAAGGGCCGCGUGCUUCACAGCUGAAAGCUCGCGGAGGUUUGUUUGGGGCUGGGUGUCCCUGCGGAUCCUCCGGGGUGACAGAUGCAUGUGGACCGUCAUGUGCAGGUAGAUGAUAAAUAGCGCACGGUGGGCUCGCCUGCACACUCGGCGAUCUCAUCUCUCAAUCAAUUGACAUAUCUGUCACCUUCUCCUUCCACAGACUCCCUCCACACCAGAACACACAUUCAUAAUGGGCUUCCUUGAUAGCAUUGUCGGCAAACUCACAGGCGAAGGCCAGCAGGGCGGGCAGCAACAGUAUGGCGGACAACAACAACAGUAUGGCGGACAACAACAACAGUAUGGCGGACAACAGCAACAGUAUGGCGGACAACAGCAACAGUAUGGUGGACAACAACAGUACGGUGGCCAGCAGCAAUACGGCGGUCAACAGCAACAUGGUCCCCCGCCGGUCUCGCCACCGUGGUACGCCGAAUGGGAUAACCGCGAGAACCGCUGGAUCUUCGUGAACCAGCAGAACGGCGAACGCACAUAUCAGUACCCUGGGCCAGGAAACCAGAGCCAAGGAGCCUACGGACAACAGGGCGGAUACGAUCAGCGAGGCUCCGGUCAGCAGCAGAGUGGCUACGGUGGUGGCUAUGGACAACAGCAACAACAAGGCUACGGCCAACAGAGUGGCCACGGUGGCGGAUACCCCCCGCAAGCACAGCCGAAGAAGGAGGGCAGCAAUGCAUGGAAGUACGCUGCUGGCGGCGCUGCCGGUCUCGUCGGCGGAGCGCUGCUGAUGCACGAGGCUGGAGACAUCAAGCAAGACUGGGACGAAGACAAGUACAAGAUGGACCAGCGCAUGAACAACAUUGGCAACGACGUCGAGAAUUUCCCCGAAAACGCCGCAAACUGGACCGGCCAACAGGUCGGCAACGUUGAGAACUUUGGUGACCGCGUUGAGAACAAGUGGGACAACGCUGUCGACGACGUCGAGGACUUCCCCGAGAACGCGGCGAGAUGGACUGGCGAGAAGGUCCAGUCAGUCGAGGACAUCCCUCAAGACAUCGAGAACAAGUGGGAUGGCGCUGUGGAUAAUGUCGAGGACUUUGGGGACCGCAUGGACAAUGCGUACGACGAUGGCAGGAACGAGCAGAGGUAUGACGAUGAUGACUACUAAGAGAGCACCAGAGCGAACGGCCAGUUCUGCUGCACCGUAGGAAUGAGCAAGUGCAUGCUUCUUCCCCGCCUAGCUACAGUGAUCCUUCCGCACUCGCGGACCUUGCAAAUAUCAUUUGCUCAGCGUAUCUGCCUUUUUCCUUGAUGAGUUCUCCAUCUAGUUUGAAGUCCAUCUCCAUCAUCACAGAAGUGCUUUGCUUUUAUUAUGCCGCAGUACUUUGUAUACGUUC